Pelobates cultripes (western spadefoot toad) is the source of this 31070-nucleotide messenger RNA. The record is from the annotation of a GenBank genome assembly. NCBI's taxonomy places the organism in Eukaryota, Metazoa, Chordata, Amphibia, Anura, Pelobatidae.
CCUCGAAUAGUUCCGCCGUGGUCGCCAUUGUGCUGGUGUGGUCGGUGCUGUGCUGAGAGGUUCCCCCUCAGGGCUGCCGGGACGGACAGCGGCCCAUUCUCAGAGCGCAGCCAUUGUCCCCGGGAGCACAACCGGAAGUGACGCAGAACAGAAACCGGAAACGGCGCGCGCACAGCUGGCGACCUCUGACCUCCGCCCAGACCGGAACCGGAGCGAUACUUCCCGGCUGGAGAGCGGAAUACCGGGGCCGGUAAGAGAGAUAACGCGGCUAUUCACUAAACCGAGAGUCUCCACCUCGGAUAUUAAAGGGUUAACUCUCCCUCAGACUGUCCGGCAGGGCUAUUCACUAACCCAGACUGUGACUGGAACCGAGUGUCUCCACCUCGGAUAUUAAAGGGUUAACUCUCCCUCAGACUGUCCGGCAGGGCUAUUCACUAACCCACACUGUGACUGGAACCGAGAGUCUCCACCUCGGAUAUUAAAGGGUUAACUCUCCCUCAGACUGUCCGGCAGGGCUAUUCACUAACCCAGACUGUGACUGGAACCCAGAGUCUCCACCUCGGAUAUUAAAUGGUUAACUCUCCCUCAGACUGUCCGGCAGGGCUAUUCACUAACCCAGACUGUGACUGGAACCGAGAGUCUCCACCUCGGAUAUUAAAGGGUUAACUCUCCCUCAGACUGUCCAGCAGGGCUAUUCACUAAACCCAGACUGUGACUGGAACCCAGAGUCUCCACCUCGGAUAUUAAAGGGUUAACUCUCCCUCAGACUGUCCAGCAGGGCUAUUCACUAACCCAGAUCAGACUGAACCGAGUCUCCACCGGAUAUUAGUUAACUCUCCCUCGACUGUCCGGCAGGGCUAUAUUCACUCAACCCAGAUCAGGACUGGAACCGAGAGCUCCACCCGGAUAUUAAAGGGUUAAUCCUCCUCAGAUCAAACCACAGCAGGGCUAUUCACCACCCAGACACCGUGACUGAACCGAGAGUCUCCACCUCGAUAUUAAAGGGUUAACUCUCCCUCAGACUGUCCAGCAGGGCUAUUCACUAACCCAGACUGUGACUGGAACCGAGAGUCUCCACCUCGGAUAUUAAAGGGUUAACUCUCCCUCAGACUGUCCAGCAGGGCUAUUCACUAACCCAGACUGUGACUGGAACCGAGAGUCUCCACCUCGGAUAUUAAAGGGUUAACUCUCCCUCAGACUGUCCGGCAGGGCUAUUCACUAACCCAGACUGUGACUGGAACCGAGUGUCUCCACCUCGGAUAUUAAAGGGUUAACUCUCCCUCAGACUGUCCGGCAGGGCUAUUCACUAACCCAGACUGUGACUGGAACCCAGAGUCUCCACCUCGGAUAUUAAAGGGUUAACUCUCCCUCAGACUGUCCAGCAGGGCUAUUCACUAACCCAGACUGUGACUGGAACCGAGAGUCUCCACCUCGGAUAUUAAAGGGUUAACUCCCCCUCAGACUGUCCAGCAGGGCUAUUCACUAACCCAGACUGUGACUGGAACCGAGUGUCUCCACCUCGGAUAUUAAAGGGUUAACUCUCCCUCAGACUGUCCAGCAGGGCUAUUCACUAACCCAGACUGUGACUGGAACCGAGUGUCUCCACCUCGGAUAUUAAAGGGUUAACUCUCCCUCAGACUGUCCGGCAGGGCUAUUCACUAACCCAGACUGUGACUGGAACCGAGAGUCUCCACCUCGGAUAUUAAAGGGUUAACUCUCCCUCAGACUGUCCGGCAGGGCUAUUCACUAACCCAGACUGUGACUGGAACCCAGAGUCUCCACCUCGGAUAUUAAAGGGUUAACUCCCCCUCAGACUGUCCGGCAGGGCUAUUCACUAACCCAGACUGUGACUGGAACCCAGAGUCUCCACCUCGGAUAUUAAAUGGUUAACUCUCCCUCAGACUGUCCGGCAGGGCUAUUCAUCAACUCCAGAUCAGACUGAAACCGAGAGCUUCCACCCUCGAUAUUAAAGGGUUAACUCUCCUCAGACGUCCAGCAGGGCUACUCAACCCAGACUGUGACUGAACCGAGAGUUCCACUGGGAUAUUAAAGGGUUAACUCUCCUCAGACUGUCCGGCAGGGCUAUUCAUCAACCCAGAUCAGACUGGAACCGAAGUGUUUUCCACCUCGAUAUUAAAGGGUUAAUCCUCCCUCAGACUGUCCGCAGGGCUAUUCACUAACCCAGACUGUGACUGGAACCCAGAGUCUCCACCGGAUAUUAAAGGUUAAUCCCUCCCUCGUAGACUGUCCGCAGGGUUGGUUCAUCAACCCAGACUGUGACUGAACCGAAAGUGUCUCCACCUCGAUAUUGGGGCGCGGUUAAUCCUCCUCAGACUGCAGGGCUAUUCACUAACCCAGACUGUGACUGGAACCCAGAGUCUCCACCUCGGAUAUUAAAGGGUUAACUCUCCCUCAGACUGUCUGGCAGGGCUAUUCACUAACCCAGACUGUGACUGGAACUGAGAGUCUCCACCUCGGAUAUUAAAGGGUUAACUCUCCCUCAGACUGUCCAGCAGGGCUAUUCACUAACCCAGACUGUGACUGGAACCCAGAGUCUCCACCUCGGAUAUUAAAGGGUUAACUCUCCUCAGACUGUCCGGCAGGGCUAUUCACUAACCCAGACUGUGACUGGAACCGAGAGUCUCCACCUCGGAUAUUAAAGGGUUAACUCUCCCUCAGACUGUCUGGCAGGGCUAUUCACUAACCCAGACUGUGACUGGAACUGAGAGUCUCCACCUCGGAUAUUAAAGGGUUAACUCUCCCUCAGACUGUCCGGCAGGGUUAUUCACUAACCCAGACUGUGACUGGAACCGAGAGUCUCCACCUCGGAUAUUAAAGGGUUAACUCUCCCUCAGACUGUCCGGCAGGGCUAUUCACUAACUCAGACUGUGACUGGAACCCAGAGUCUCCACCUCGGAUAUUAAAGGGUUAACUCUCCCUCAGACUGUCCGGCAGGGCUAUUCACUAACCCAGACUGUGACUGGAACCGAGAGUCUCCACGUCGGAUAUUAAAGGGUUAACUCUCCCUCAGACUGUCCGGCAGGGCUAUUCACUAACCCAGACUGUGACUGGAACCGAGAGUCUCCACCUCGGAUAUUAAAGGGUUAACUCUCCCUCAGACUGUCCGGCAGGGCUAUUCACUAACCCAGACUGUGACUGGAACCCAGAGUCUCCACCUCGGAUAUUAAAGGGUUAACUCUCCCUCAGACUGUCCGGCAGGGCUAUUCACUAACCCAGACUGUGACUGGAACCGAGAGUCUCCACCUCGGAUAUUAAAGGGUUAACUCUCCCUCAGACUGUCCAGCAGGGCUAUUCACUAACCCAGACUGUGACUGGAACCGAGAGUCUCCACCUCGGAUAUUAAAGGGUUAACUCUCCCUCAGACUGUCCAGCAGGGCUAUUCACUAACCCAGACUGUGACUGGAACCGAGAGUAUCCACCUCGGAUAUUAAAGGGUUAACUCUCCCUCAGACUGUCCGGCAGGGCUAUUCACUAACCCAGACUGUGACUGGAACCCAGAGUCUCCACCUCGGAUAUUAAAUGGUUAACUCUCCCUCAGACUGUCCAGCAGGGCUAUUCACUAAACCCAGACUGUGACUGGAACCGAGUGUCUCCACCUCGGAUAUUAAAGGGUUAACUCUCCCUCAGACUGUCCGGCAGGGCUAUUCACUAACCCAGACUGUGACUGGAACCAAGAGUCUCCACCUCGGAUAUUAAAGGGUUAACUCUCCCUCAGACUGUCCGGCAGGCGGGCUAUUCACUAACCCAGACUGUGACUGGUGAACCGAGAGCUCCACCCCGGAUACAAAGGGUUAAUCCUCCCCUUCAGACCGUCCGGCAGGGCUAUUCACUAACCCAGACCAGGAUCAAAACCGGAGAGUCUCCACCCGGAUAUUAAAGGGUUAACUCUCCCUCAGACUGUCCAGCAGGGCUAUUCACUAACCCAGACUGUGACUGGAACCGAGAGUCUCCACCUCGGAUAUUAAAGGGUUAACUCCCCCUCAGACUGUCCAGCAGGGCUAUUCACUAACCCAGACUGUGACUGGAACCGAGAGUCUCCACCUCGGAUAUUAAAGGGGUAACUCUCCCUCAGACUGUCCAGCAGGGCUAUUCACUAACCCAGACUGUGACUGGAACCGAGAGUCUCCACCUCGGAUAUUAAAGGGUUAACUCUCCCUCAGACUGUCCGGCAGGGCUAUUCACUAACCCAGACUGUGACUGGAACCGAGUGUCUCCACCUCGGAUAUUAAAGGGUUAACUCUCCCUCAGACUGUCCGGCAGGGCUAUUCACUAACCCAGACUGUGACUGGAACCGAGAGUCUCCGCCUCGGAUAUUAAAGGGUUAACUCUCCCUCAGACUGUCCGGCAGGGCUUUUCACUAAACCCAGACUGUGACUGGAACCGUGUGUCUCCACCUGGGAUAUUAAAGGGUUAACUCUCCCUCAGACUGUCCGGCAGGGCUAUUCACUACCCCAGACUGUGACUGGAACCGAGAGUCUCCACCUCGGAUAUUAAAGGGUUAACUCCCCCUCAGACUGUCCGGCAGGGCUAUUCACUAACCCAGACUGUGACUGGAACCGAGUGUCUCCACCUUGGAUAUUAAAGGGUUAACUCUCCCUCAGACUGUCCAGCAGGGCUAUUCACUAACCCAGACUGUGACUGGAACCGAGAGUCUCCACCUCGGAUAUUAAAGGGUUAACUCCCCCUCAGACUGUCCAGCAGGGCUAUUCACUAACCCAGACUGUGACUGGAACCGAGAGUCUCCACCUCGGAUAUUAAAGGGGUAACUCUCCCUCAGACUGUCCAGCAGGGCUAUUCACUAACCCAGACUGUGACUGGAACCGAGAGUCUCCACCUCGGAUAUUAAAGGGUUAACUCUCCCUCAGACUGUCCGGCAGGGCUAUUCACUAACCCAGACUGUGACUGGAACCGAGUGUCUCCACCUCGAUACAAAGGGUUAACCUCCCUCAGACUGUCCGCAGGCUAUCUACCAACCCAGACCGUGACUGGAACCGAAAGUGUCUCCACCUCGGAUAUUAAAGGGUUAACUCUCCCUCAGACUGUCCAGCAGGGCUAUUCACUAACCCAGACUGUGACUGGAACCGAGAGUCUCCACCUCGGAUAUUAAAGGGCUAACUCUCCCUCAGACUGUCCGGCAGGGCUAUUCACUCAACCCAGGACCGACUGGAACCGGUGAGUCUCCACCGGAUAUUGCUGGCCACCUCCCUCAGACCGUGUCCUGGCAGGGCUAUUCACCAACCCAGACUGGUGACUGGAACCCAGAGUCUCCACCGGAUAAAGGUUAACCCUCCCUCAGACUGUCCAGCAGGGCUGUUCACUAACCCAGACUGUGACUGGAACCCAGAGUCUCCACCUCGGAUAUUAAAGGGUUAACUCCCCCUCAGACUGUCCGGCAGGGCUAUUCACUAACCCAGACUGUGACUGGAACCCAGAGUCUCCACCUCGGAUAUUAAAGGGUUAACUCUCCCUCAGACUGUCCGGCAGGGCUAUUCACUAACCCAGACUGUGACUGGAACCGAGAGUCUCCACCCCGGAUAUUAAAGGGUUAACUCUCCCUCAGACUGUCCAGCAGGGCUAUUCACUAACCCAGACUGUGACUGGAACCGAGAGUCUCCACCUCGGAUAUUAAAGGGGUAACUCUCCCUCAGACUGUCCAGCAGGGCUAUUCACUAACCCAGACUGUGACUGGAACCGAGAGUCUCCACCUCGGAUAUUAAAGGGUUAACUCUCCCUCAGACCGUCCGGCAGGGCUAUUCACUAACCCAGACUGUGACUGGAACCGAGAGUCUCCACCUCGGAUAUUAAAGGGUUAACUCUCCCUCAGACUGUCCGGCAGGGCUAUUCACUAACCCAGACCGUGACUGGAACCGAGAGUCUCCACCUCGGAUAUUAAAGGGUUAACUCUCCCUCAGACUGUCCGGCAGGGCUAUUCACUAACCCAGACUGUGACUGGAACCGAGAGUUUCCCCUCGGAUAUUAAAGGGUUAACUCUCCCUUAGACUGUCCGGCAGGGCUAUUCACUAACCCAGACUGUGACUGGAACCGAGAGUCUCCACCUCGGAUAUUAAAGGGUUAACUCUCCCUCAGACUGUCCAGCAGGGCUGUUCACUAACCCAGACUGUGACUGGAACCCAGAGUCUCCACCUCGGAUAUUAAAGGGUUAACUCCCCCUCAGACUGUCCGGCAGGGCUAUUCACUAACCCAGACCGUGACUGGAACCCGUGAGUCUCCACCCCUGAUAAAGGGUUAACUCUCCCUCAGACCGUCCGUAGCAGGGCUAAUAUUCUACUCAACCCAGACCAGACUGGAACCGAAAGUGUCUCCACCGGAUACAAAGGGUUAACUCUCAGACCGUCCUGCAGGGCUAUUCACUGGACCCAGACUGUGACUGGAACCCAGAGUCUCACCCCGGGAUACAAGGGUUAACUCUCCCUCAGACUGUCCGCAGGGCUAUCUACCAACCUGUGACUCUGACCGGGGAACCUGCCCCACCGAUACACAAGUGGGUUAAUCCUCAGACUGUCCGGCAGGGCUAUUCACUAACCCAGACUGUGACUGGAACCGAGUGUCUCCACCUCGGAUAUUAAAGGGUUAACUCCCUCAGACUGUCCGCAGGGCUAUUCACUACCCCAGACUGUGACUGGAACCGAGAGUCUCCACCUCGGAUAUUAAAGGGUUAACUCUCCCUCAGACUGUCCGGCAGGGCUAUUCACUAACCCAGACUGUGACUGGAACCGAGAGUCUCCACCUCGGAUAUUAAAGGGUUAACUCUCCCUCAGACUGUCCGGCAGGGCUAUUCACUAACCCAGACUGUGACUGGAACCGAGUGUCUCCACCUCGGAUAUUAAAGGGUUAACUCUCCCUCAGACUGUCCGGCAGGGCUAUUCACUAUCCCAGACUGUGACUGGAACCGAGAGUCUCCACCUCGGAUAUUAAAGGGUUAACUCCCCCUCAGACUGUCCGGCAGGGCUAUUCACUAACCCAGACUGUGACUGGAACCGAGAGUCUCCACCUCGGAUAUUAAAGGGUUAACUCUCCCUCAGACUGUCCAGCAGGGCUGUUCACUAACCCAGACUGUGACUGGAACCCAGAGUCUCCACCUCGGAUAUUAAAGGGUUAACUCCCCCUCAGACUGUCCAGCAGGGCUAUUCACUAACCCAGACUGUGACUGGAACCGAGAGUCUCCACCUCGGAUAUUAAAGGGUUAACUCUCCCUCAGACUGUCCGGCAGGGCUAUUCACUAACCCAGACUGUGACUGGAACCGAGAGUCUCCACCUCGGAUAUUAAAGGGUUAACUCUCCCUCAGACUGUCCGGCAGGGCUAUUCACUAACCCAGACUGUGACUGGAACCGAGAGUCUCCACCUCGGAUAUUAAAGGGUUAACUCUCCCUCAGACUGUCCGGCAGGGCUAUUCACUAACCCAGACUGUGACUGGAACCCAGUGUCUCCUGGAUAUUAAAGGUGCUCCCCUCAGACUGUCCGGCUUGGAGCUCAUUACUAACAGACUGUGACUGGAACCGAGUCUCCACCUCGGGAUAUUAAAGGGUGCUCUCCCUCAGACUGUCGGCGGCGCUCUUCCAUAAACCCAGACUGUGAUUGGAACCCAGAGUCUCACCUCGGAUGUUAAAGGGGUUAACUCUCCCACUCAGACUGUCGGCAGGGGCUAUUCACUGUAACCCAGACUGUGACUGGAACCGAGUCUCCACCUGGGAUAUUAAAGGGGUUAACUCUCCCUCAGACUGUCGGCAGGGGCUAUUCACUAACUAACAGACUGUGACUGGAACCCAGGUGCACCUCGGUAUUAAGGGUUAACUCUCCCCUCAGACUGUCCAGCAGGGCUAUUCACUAACCCAGACUGUGACUGGAACCGAGAGUCUCCACCUCGGAUAUUAAAGGGUUAACUCUCCCUCAGACUGUCCGGCAGGGCUAUUCACUAACCCAGACUGUGACUGGAACCGAGAGUCUCCACCUCGGAUAUUAAAGGGUUAACUCUCCCUCAGACUGUCCGGCAGGGUUAUUCACUAACCCAGACUGUGACUGGAACCGAGAGUCUCCACCUCGGAUAUUAAAGGGUUAACUCUCCCUCAGACUGUCCGGCAGGGCUAUUCACUAACUCAGACUGUGACUGGAACCCAGAGUCUCCACCUCGGAUAUUAAAGGGUUAACUCUCCCUCAGACUGUCCGGCAGGGCUAUUCACUAACCCAGACUGUGACUGGAACCGAGAGUCUCCACGUCGGAUAUUAAAGGGUUAACUCUCCCUCAGACUGUCCGGCAGGGCUAUUCACUAACCCAGACUGUGACUGGAACCGAGAGUCUCCACCUCGGAUAUUAAAGGGUUAACUCUCCCUCAGACUGUCCGGCAGGGCUAUUCACUAACCCAGACUGUGACUGGAACCGAGAGUCUCCACCUCGGAUAUUAAAGGGUUAACUCUCCCUCAGACUGUCCAGCAGGGCUAUUCACUAACCCAGACUGUGACUGGAACCGAGAGUCUCCACCUCGGAUAUUAAAGGGUUAACUCUCCCUCAGACUGUCCGGCAGGGCUAUUCACUAACCCAGACUGUGACUGGAACCCAGAGUCUCCACCUCGGAUAUUAAAGGGUUAACUCUCCCUCAGACUGUCCGGCAGGGCUAUUCACUAACCCAGACUGUGACUGGAACCGAGAGUCUCCACCUCGGAUAUUAAAGGGUUAACUCCCCCUCAGACUGUCCGGCAGGGCUAUUCACUAACCCAGACUGUGACUGGAACCGAGUGUCUCCACCUCGGAUAUUAAAGGGUUAACUCUCCCUCAGACUGUCCGGCAGGGCUAUUCACUAACCCAGACUGUGACUGGAACCGAGAGUCUCCACCUCGGAUAUUAAAGGGUUAACUCUCCCUCAGACUGUCCGGCAGGGCUAUUCACUAACCCAGACUGUGACUGGAACCGAGAGUCUCCACCUCGGAUAUUAAAGGGUUAACUCUCCCUCAGACUGUCCGGCAGGGCUAUUCACUAACCCAGACUGUGACUGGAACCGAGUGUCUCCACCUCGGAUAUUAAAGGGUUAACUCUCCCUCAGACUGUCCAGCAGGGCUAUUCACUAACCCAGACUGUGACUGGAACCGAGUGUCUCCACCUCGGAUAUUAAAGGGUUAACUCACCAAACUUGCUUCAUUAAGCUAAAGAUGUUUUGGUGACUAGAGUCUUUUCUCAUUUAAAAAUAUGGCCGUGCAUUCCAUAUUGGAACACAUACAGUGAAUUUUCAUCAUAAAUGGGACUGAUUCCAUUCUCCUUCCGCUUGUCAGAAAAUAUACUAUUCUGAUCCACAUCACUCAGUGGCAUGAAAUAUCUAUGAGUAUGUUUUUUAAGCAAUUUUAUAGAUUGGAACCGAGCUGCUUUUUUUUUUUUUUUUUUUUAUAAGUAGCAGAUUUGGCACUGGGUCAGAUAAUAUAAAAUAUAAAAAAAAUAUAUAUAACAUUUUUGCAGCUAAGAUACUGGAAAUAAAUAACUUUUUUUUUUUAAACUGAUGCGUGCUAUAUUGCCAUAUGUUUUGUGGCACUUUUUUAGUGAAAUAUCGCAUUGUCUCGUUGGUGCCUUUGUUCUAAUGAUUGAGUUUUCAUUAUAUACAUGAUCAGAAACCCAGUAAUAUAAUCGGGAUGCUGAGAUCGAUAGAACACCAACCUGAGAUUUUUAGAAAGUUGAGCAGUGUCUUUAUCAUUGAAGCAUGUAGAUAAAAAAUGCAAACUGACGUGAAAGUGUAUAGCUUAUGUGAUUAAAGCAAUUCUAAUUUAUAAUUCAAUAUUUUUAUGCAGGUUUAUUUUUCUUUCAUGUCUGAACAUUUCACCAUCUUUGCAAAAUGCCGAUACGGGCCUUGUGGAUCUUUAGCCACACAUUAGGAAAGGAUGGUAUAGUGAAAUUCUCAAGGUAAACAUGAUUUGCAUUUCUCCUUAUAUGUUUUAUUCUGUUUAGGUUCUGCAUAUCAGUCUUAAGGGAACACUACAGUUAGGAAUACAAACCUGUAUUCCUAACGCUAUAGUGCCCAUGUCCUUAGUUAAAGUGUUACUCUUUGGAGGUGGGAUGUUUUCGGUGUAAAAUGCUCUUUUUAUUAAUAAGCUGCCUGCCCCCCGGUUGCAUCAUAAGCUGCAAAAGAAUAUAUUUUACCUACCUGUUAUCAUGUGCCAGGCGACACUUCCAGUGAUGAAUUCCAUGCCUCCAUCUGAUGUCACUGGGCCUUGUGUGGUCCAAUUACAGGCCUCUCAAAGACAUGCUUGUGAUUGGACUGUUUAACAGGCUCAAAAGCGCUUGCAGGAGGGAGGUUUUUUUUUAAAAAAUCAUAAAAAAUAGGUCAAAUAAAGGGAGCCAGAGGGGCUAUUUUCCCAUUCAAUGCACUAUGCCUGCAAGGGAGCAGAUUAUAAAGUCUGUCACCAGUGUGCUGACGACAGACCCAAAAUAUACAAAGAACAGAGUUCUGCCGAAGUCACUUGUGCUGGGUGUGUAACUAGCCCCCAGCACACAAUUAACAAUAACUUCGUAUGUGCAAUGCCCCAAUCCAAUGACCUCAUAGCAUGUAAUUAAAGGGACUCUCCAGUGCCAGAUAAACAAACUGUUUUUCUGGCACUGCAGGUCCCCUCUCCCUCCCACCCCCCAUCCCAUGUUUCUGAAGGGGAUAAAACCCCUUCAAUGACUUACCUGUAUCCAGCGCCGAUGUCCCUCGGCACUGGGUCAGGGUCCGCCCAUUCUCCUCCGACGUCAUCAGGUGGGGGAGACCUAAUGAGCAUGCGCGGCCAGCGGUUGGGGAGACCUAAUGCGCACGCGCAUUAGACCUCCCCAUAGGAAAGCAUUAUUAAAUGCUUUACUAUGGGGAGGUCUAAUGCUUUCAAUGCUCUCCUAUGGGGAUUUCAGCUACACUGGAGGUCCUCACAUAGCGUGAAGACGUCCAGCGACAUUAUAGCACACUUUUCGUGUUCUAUGAACACGAAAGUGUCCUCUAGUGACUGUCUAGUAGACAGCCACUAGAGGAGGACUUAACCCUUCAAGACAAAUAUUUUAGUUUAUGAAAACUGCAAUAAUUACACUUGCAGGGUUAAGGGUAGUGGGAGCUGGCACCCAGACCACUCCAAUGGGCAGAAGUGAUCAGGGUGCCUGGAGUGUCCCUUUAAUGCUUUCUUCUGGGCUUCUGUAUCACUUGACCUUAGUUUUACUCGGUUAGUGCCAGUAUGACAGCCACUAGAGAUACUCUUGCUUCUUAGACAAGUGCUUUACACACGCUUCUGGUGCAACGAGUAAAACUAGGUUGCUUGAUAGCAAAGCAUUGAUUCAAUGCUUUUCUAUGGGGUAACUUGGAUACCCACUUGCUGAAUCAGUGCUUUCCUAUGGGGGCUGCAAUAAAGGGUUUUACUUGGUGGUUGCACCGGAAGCGACUCCAAUGUAACAGCCACUAGACACUGCACCCAGGCCACUUUAUUGAGAGUAAAAUUCUGCCAAGUGAUGCAAAAGCCCAUAGGAAAGCAUGAAUACAUGCUGUGAGGAGCAUUGCAUGGGACCAUACUGAAGGAGACCUUGCCUCCUUCAUGAUGUUGCUGAAAAUGGAGAGGUAAGCAGAGCUGGUAAGCCUCAGUCCUGAAAAACCUUUAUUUUAUUAGUUUUAUAACACACAUGGGGGACCUCUAUAACAAGCGACAGAGUAAAACUAAAGCGUUGGAUAUACAGGAUAUACAGGUUUGUGUUCCAUUAAUCAAGUCCAUUAUAUGCAUUAUGCUUGUUUUGUUGACUUAUGUUGUCUAUUUUCCACUCUUAAUUACAAAGUUUUUCUUAUUUUAAAUUGAGAACUAAAAUUUGUAUUCGAAUGACAAUAAGAUGAUAGCACGUUAAAUAUCACUUUAAAUGUUUUUUCAAUAUCAGGACAGGUACUUAUCAAACCCAUCCAUCAAGCUGUUGUCCUAAAUGACUGAAUGCCCUAACCACUUAUCAGGUUAUAUUGUAAGGAGUCUCUUGGAACAAUUUCAUGAAAAAAAAAAAAAUUACACCAGAAGCCUGGCCACUCUGUGCUGCCGAGACAGUGCAAUUCUUUGCAUCGUUUACAAGGCAUACUGAAUUAUAUUUUCUUAUGUAGGAGAUAAAAUAUCACAUUACAUUUUCACAUAGUUUUACUUAAAUUUAUACCAUAAUAACAUAAUUUAAGUUACAUUGACUGGUGUUAGCUGAGUUCUUUUGUUUCUUGUAGGCGUUAUCCCACAGUGGAAAAAAGAGCAAAGGCUUUUAACAGGGCAAGUUAUGUGGGUAUCCCAGAGGACGAUGACCUGCUGAAAUCAUUACUUCAUGAGCUGGGGCUUACAGAUGUAAAUAAAACCUUUGUGGAAUACAGAGACAACUGUUCUCGAAUCAGAAAAACAAAUGUGCACACCUUAUCUGUAUCUGAAGGAAAACUGUGGCCUGUCCUCGCAAUAGAAAAUGAUGACUUUAUAUAUGUUUGCCUCCCCUUGGUGGAGCAAGUACUGGAACCACAACCAUCAUUAAUGAACAUUAACAGUAUAUCAGAAGCUUUUUCUCUUUUAUCUGGGGCAAUUUUGUUUCUUAAUUCAGGACAGAAUCCCGAAGCAGAAAUUUCUUCUAAGCUGGCUCAGCUUCCACUUCUGAUAACGCAGGUUUGUCCAUUGGGCUCACCUUUAGAUUCAAACUUGAUUGGUUUACAUGAAGUUGUGAACAGUAGUGCAGCGAAUCAGGAACACAAAUCCCCAUCAUGGAGAAUGAACAGGCAGAAGGGUAAAUCUCAGAUCGAAGUUUACAUCACAGAGGAAGUUAUAUCUUCUCAGUACGACAAAGGCUAUGAUAGUGACAUGUGGCAAGUAUAUGGAACAGUCUCCUGCAAGGUGAGCUUUUUAUUAGACCAAUAUUAUGUCUGUGAGUAUAUAAGGUGUGCACGUGUGGAGACUUGUUUGACUGGGUAAGGAAGAAGACACCUUUUAAACUAGCUCAAUUUUCUGCCUUGCAAAAUCAGGCUCUUUCGAUUGCAUUUCUCGUAACAUUAGUUAACGUUCCCCAAGGUCUGUGGGUGUUGCUCUAUUGUAACUGCCAAAGUCUACUCCCAUCUCCUCUCUGAUGCGAUUGAACUGCUUGAGGAGGCCUCUCCAAGAUGGGCAUUCCUCCAUAAUGAUGUCAGUCUUCUGGAUGUUCUCCUUAUCCUUGUGGGAAACACUUGCGUGGAGAAGAGCAGGAGAACCACCCGUAACAGGAUCUCCUGCUCUCCCUUAACUCUGAGUGCAGAUGCUUAGAUAUGCAAAGGUCCAGUGUUCAGGAUAAUAUUUUAAUGUGAGGAAGGGACCAUAUUUUUUAGAUAUCGUUUUAUGACUAUAUUUAUGUUUUCUAGCAAUAUUGCUUGCACAACGUAGUGAUAAUUUUUUUUGUGCUAUUAUUUGUGUAAAGUUUUGUGUACCAUGACACGUACAAUUUAAUGUGAAAAAUUAUAAAUGGUCAAUAUAUUGAAAACUUAUUACAGCAGAUCUAGGCAAAAUGAAUUAUGUUCUUCAUAUAAAACAACCACAACUUUUCAGUAGCUAUUGGGCAACAAUAUCCUGGCUUAAAGGGACACUUCACUUCCCAAAUAUAUUAUUACUCUUUAGUAAAUGUGCCCCCAAUAAAAACAGGUUUGCAUUUCAUUAAGAUUUUUUUUUUUAUCUGGGGUAUAUCUAAAACAGCUUGCAAAAGUAGCAAAUCUCUUGUCUGCAGCCUUUACAAACCCUCCCAUUCUAACUCCGCCCAGACUUUCUGUGGCUGUCCAAUUACAGACUUCCUAAAUGCAGCUCAAAGAGAAGUCUUCGCAGGGUAGGUGUUCUGAACAAUUGCUGUCUCUUGCGUUUAUCUCCACUGAGCUAAAAAAAAAAACAGAAAGUCACAGGACCAAAUGACAGCCAGGGGCGUGUACGGUGGUCUAUUUAUAAAAGUGCCAACUUUGAUUGAAAUCUGCACUUUUUGUAAGAUAGAAAAGAGGACAGACUCUUCACGCCUAAAGCAAUUCAGCUGAAGUGCUUUAGGUGUUUUGAGUGUCCCUUUAAGACUAUUGUUCAGUUGCAGGUGGCAGAGGGAGUUACCAUGAUGUAUUCCAUGCCGUACAUUAAGGAAUAACUGUCACCUCAACACUAAUUUUAAUAUGAUAAUCCUAUCAUCAAGUUUUGAAAGGAACUUUUUUAAACACACUUUAAAAAAAAUAAUAAUUAUAUGUUAAAAAAAAAAAAAGGAGAAAAACUCAUCCCUACAUUCUGUAUAUAACAGGAUCCUUGAGCCAUUGUCACGUAUCCUUCGUCUCCAUGUGACAAACACAGAGAUAAUUACCUUCCUAAGAUUAAGAGGAGUGCCGCUCAGCGGUCCUCUGCCGUGAUGCCUAGCUUUUGCAACGUCGGUGGACACCGGCCGCUGCGGAUCCACACUAUUUUAUAGCAUCCCGUCUGGCCACGGUAAAGACGACGUUGACGUGAAGUCACGCAAAAGACGCACACGCAGGUUUUGAGGUCAAAGGCUAGGUACGGCCAAUCGAAGCUGCAAGAGGGUUAUUUAAACUCACUUAUUCCUUAAGCUCAUUGCCCUGUAGUGGUUUACCUUGGAUGGCUAUCCUGGAGUGUGUUUCUGAUCGUGUUUUUCUGGUUUUUGACUUUGGCUUAGUUUUGACUUCCUGACUUCUGGUACCCUUGAAUAUUGGCAUUACCUUAUCGCUGUGUCUCAUUCUGUGUCCGUGACCUCGGCUGUGUCUCAUUCUAUGUUUCUGAUCUCGGCUAGUAUAUUGGCCAUUCUGAGGUCUGGUAAGACGUUAUCUUUAGUCCUAGGUGUGACACUAUUCUGCCUGCUGGAUCAACUGUAAUCCUGACAGGCAUAUACAGUUGUAAGAAAAAAUAUGUGAACCCUUUGGAAUGAUAUGGAUUUCUGCACAAAUUGGUAAUAAAAUGUGAUCUGAUCAUCAUCUAAGUCACAACAAUAGACAAUCACAGUCUGCUUAAACUUAUAACACACAAAGAAUGAAAUGUUGCCAUGUUUUUAUUGAACACACCAUGUAAACAUUCACAGUGCAGGUGGAAAAAGUAUGUGAACCCUUGAAUUUAAUAACUGGUUGAACCUCCUUUGGCAGCAAUAACUUCAACCAAACGUUUCCUGUAGUUGCAGAUCAGACGUGCACAACGGUCAGGAGUAAUUCUUGACCAUUCCUCUUUACAGAACUGUUUCAGUUCAGCAAUAUUCUUGGGAUGUCUGGUGUGAAUCGCUUUCUUGAGGUCAUGCCACAGCAUCUCAAUUGGGUUGAGGUCAGGACUCUGACUGGGCCACUUCAGAAGGCGUAUUUUCUUCUGUUUAAGCCAUUCUGUUGUUGAUUUACUUCUAUGCUUUGGGUCAUUGUCCUGUUGCAACACCCAUCUUCUGUUGAGCUUCAGCUGGUAGACAGAUGGCCUUAAAUUCUCCUGCAAAAUGUCUUGAUAAACUUGGGAAUUCAUUUUUCCUUCGAUGAUCGCAAUCCGUCCAGACCCUGACGCAUCAAAACAGCCCCAAACCAUGAUGCCCCCACCACCAUACUUCACAGUUGGGAUGAGGUUUUAACCGUCAUCGGAAACAUCCUCUUGAGGACUGAUGACGGUCCUGAACCGUCAUAACGUCUUGGGGUACUUACCUGCACUCCUCCCGGUCCGGGGGACUGCCUGUCCGCCCAGUGUAUCUGCCUGCAUGGGGACUGUCUGGGCUGACAGGCAGUCUUCCUGCCAGUGGAAAAUCCUAAAAUAAAGUUAAAAAUUUUUUUUUUUUAUCUGUCUUAAAAAAUAUAUGUGUAUAUAUAUGAUAUAUAUAUACAUGUAUUAUAUAUAUAUAUAUAUAUAUAUAUAUAAUGUCAUACUAAGUGUAUUUUUAUAUAUAUAUACAUAUAUUAAUAUAAAAAUACACUUAUAAUUAAAUUACUCACGUGUGUAUAUAUACAAUAUAUAUAAUAACUAUAUAUUGUGUAUAUAUAUUAUUAUAAAAUAUAAAUAAUACGUAUAUAAAAAUAAAUUUAAAAAUGUAAAAAUAAUUUUUAAUAAUUAGAUUUUUUUAUAUAUAUGUAAUUUAUUCUAACGGUAUUUUGAUAAUAACAUAUAUAUAUUUAUAUCAAAAUACACUUAGAAUGAAAUUAUAUAAAUAUCUAUGUAUAAAAAAAAUACGAAAUAUACAUAUGUCCAUAUACAUAAUUACAUAAAUAAUUUCAUAAAUAUACACGUAGACUUCAAAUAUAUAAAUAUGUAUAUAUAUUUAAAUUCUACGUGCAUAUUUAAGUGUUGUUGCAUAGCAAGACCACUUAAUGUUAUCUCACAUAUAUAUUAUUCUUAUUAUUAUUAUAGCCAAAUUUACCACCCUAACUCCUCCCACAGUUUUUACACUACAUAGACAGUAAUAUACCAAAACGUGCGGAUUGUUCCCGAUUGGUGUUCUAUUAGUUUGUGGAACGUUUCGCCGAAUGGUUCACGGAAUAUCGUCGUUCUUGUGGCGAAAUUGGUCCCAUAGGAAUGAAUGGCAAAAUGUUCAAAACUAGAGUGGGAGCUGGCAAAAGCUGAAAAAUCAGGACAUGAUUUCUAAACUGCCACCACUCCCUCAUUUUCAAGCCCCCCUACUUAUAUCAAAACGUUCAGCUAUCCCUGCUGCCACUAAAAAUGUCCACGGCUAAGCCAUAGUCCUGAUAGUUUUCACAAUAUGACCAUUUGUUUGCAACUCACGCCGUCCAUUGACAUUCAUUGAAACUCCACCCUAGCCAGCUCAAAUUUGAAGUGCAAUUUCUAAACUGCGGCUGUGCCUUCAUUUUUAAUAUUUCAGAGACAUACAUUCAUCAAAAUGUAGGUCUGGGUCUUGUGAUUCUCACAAUAUAAAGCUCUUCGCUGUAGGAUUUAUAGUUUUUAAAAUACGACCGUUUGAAGAUGGCAACCGCCAAAAUACUCUGACCUGUGCCAGGCUGGAGCAGCAAGUGAUGUCAUAGACACAGGGCCUUUUGUACACCUGAUAAUGUUUUUAUAAAUGUAUGUUUUAAUGCAACUGUGAAGCACUUUGGGCAACAAUGUUGCAAUUAAAUGUGCUAUAUAAAUAAAUGAAAAUUGAAAUGUAUUUCUCACUCUAUCAAUAUCGGCAAUAUCGGUAUCUUUAGUGGCCGAUACCGAUUUUGCCGAAAAUACAGAAUAUCGGCCGAUCACUAGUUGUAGACCACUGGUGGAGGCAAGAACACUUCACACAAUUUCCCCAGAAAUUGUAGCUUUCUAGUUAUGUAAUAUUAUCACAUAAUUAAGUAAUUUUAUUGAUUGCAAUUUGAGGGACAUGCCUGAGAACCCAGGCCGAAAGUCCAGAGAAUUUAAUUUGCUAGCACUAUGUUUAACCCUGUAACUUUCUAUGACACCCUAAAACCUGCACAUGGGGGGUACUGUUUUACUCGGGAGACUUCGCUGAACACAAAAAUUAGUCUUUCAAAACAGUAAAACACAUCACAGCGAUGAUAUGAUCAGUGAAAGUGAAGUUUUUUGCAUUUUUCACACACAAACGGCACUUUCACUGAUGAUAUUAUUGCUGUGAUAGGUUUUAAUGUUCUGAAACACUAUUAUUUGUGUUCAGCGAAGUCUCCUGAGUAUAACAGUACCCCACAUGUAGAGGUUUUAUAGUGCUUUUGAAAGUUACAGGAUCAAAUAUAAGGCUUUUUUCAUUGAAAUUUGUCAGAUUGGUAAUGUUGCCUUUGAGAGCGUACGGUAGCCCAGAAAUUAGAAUUACCCCCAUGAUGGCAUACCAUUUGCAAAAGAAGACAACCCAAGGUAUUACAAAUGGGGUAUGUUCAGCUUUUUUUAGUAGCCACUUAGUCACAAACACUGGCCAAAGUUAGCGUUUUUUUGCAUUUUUAACACACAAACAAAUAUAAAUGCUAACUUUGGCCAGUGUUUUUGACUAAGUGGGUACUAAAAAAUACCCCAUAUUAAAUACCCUGGGUUGUCUACUUUAAAAAAAAUAUGUACAUGUGGGGUGUGAUUCGGGGAUUUAUGACAGAUAGCAGUGUUACAAUGUCACUAUUGAUAAAUGUAAAAAAUAUAUAUAUUGAAAGAGCAAUUUCCUACUUGUACUUAUAGCCCUAUAACUUGCACAAAAAAAAGCAUGUAAACACUCGGUGUUUUUAAACUCAGGACAACAUUUUUAAUCUAUUUAGCAGUUUUUUUUCAUUAGCUUUUGUAGAUAAUUAAAAGAUGUUUCAAGUAAAAGUCCAAAAACAUGUUUGUUUUUUUUCAAUUUUUCACCAUAUUUUAUUUAUUUAUUUUAAAUAAAAUAUAUGACCUGAUACAAAUAAUGGUAUGUAAAGAAAAAAGAAAAAAACAAUAUAUAAUUUGUGUGGGAACCGUAAAUGAGAGAGUAGAAAAUUACAGCUAAACACAAACACCACAAAAGUGUUAAAACAGGCCGGUCCUUAAGGGGUUAAUAUGAUUUUAUGCUUUUUUAUGAUUGCAUCUAGAUACAUUUAUAUGCAAGUUCGCAGUCACUAAAACAUUCUAUUUUAACGUGUGCUCACCGUAAGCUGUUGCAUUGAUGCUGUUCUUUUAGCAGCUAUGCUUGUUUGCUUCAAAAACUGUUUUCUGUUUUUGUUUUUUGUUUUGUUUUUGUUACAUUCAUUUGUAAGUCUUUUAUCCCCACACAUAAGGAUUAAAUGUAUCUCAUUGCCCUUGCUGUUGAUACCAAGCCUAAUUGUUCAGCAGAAAUGGAAAUGAAGACAGGAGAUAUUCAACAAUGUUUCUAUUUUAGGAUUAUGCGAUUGAUUGAGGGUUUUUCUUUUUUAUACAUUACACCAAGUAUAUAGUCAAAUGAACUAGCUAAGAAAAUAUAAAUCUGUUGCAGUAAAAAUUUACUUCAAACACAAAGCUUUCAUUGCAUUUAAUUGUUUUUUGUUUUUUUUUAAUAUAUAGAAACAUAGAAUGUGACGGCAGAUAAGAACCAUUCGGCCCAUCUAGUCUGCCCAAUUUUCUAAAUACUUUCAUUAGUCCCUGGCCUUAUCUUAUAGUUAGGAUAGCAUUAUGCCUAUCCCACACAUGCUUAAACUCCCUCACUGUGUUAAUCUCUACCACUUCAGCUGGAAGGCUAUUCCAUGCAUCCACUACCCUCUCAGUAAAGUAAUAUUUCCGGAUAUUAUUUUCAAACCUUUGCCCCUCUAAUUUAAGACUAUGUCCUCUUGUUGUGGUAGUUUUUCUUCUUUUAAAUACGGUCUCCUCCUUUACUGUGUUGAUUUCCUUAAUGUAUUUAAAUGUUUUUAUCAUAUCCCCCCUGUCUCUUCUUUCCUACAAGCUAUACAUGUUACGAUCCUUUAACCUUUCCUGGUAAGUUUUAUCCUGCAAUCCAUGAACCAGUUUAGUAGCCCUUCUCUGAACUCUCUCUAAAGUAUCAAUAUCCUUCUGAAGAUACGGUCUCCAGUACUGUGUACAAUACUCCAAGUGAGGUCUCACCAGUGUUCUAUACAAUGGCAUGAGCACUUCUCUCUUUCUACUGCUAAUACCUGUCCCUAUACAACCAAGCAUUCUGCUAGCAUUUCCUGCUGCUCUAUUACAUUGUCUGCCUACCUUUAAGUAAUCAGAAAUUAUCACCCCUAAAUCCCUUUCCUCAGAUUUUGAGGUUAGAACUCUAUCAAAUAUUCUGUACUCUGCCCUUGGGUUUUUACGUCCAAGAUGAAUUAUCUUGCACUUAUCCACAUUAAAUGGAAUAACCCUCAGUGAAACAUAGCAGUUUCAGCUGCAGGGUUAAAACUAGAGGGACCUGGCACCCAGACCACUUCAUUGAGCUGAAGUGGUCUGGGUGCCUAUAGUGAUCCUUUAACCUACACAGCACCAGCGACCUUCCUUUUAGACAGUCGGGCAGAUCCUUUCUACUGCCAGCCACAUACAGCCAUGGAGGGUAAUGUUAUUCUCUGGAAGAAGGAUGGAAGGAGUAAGCUCUGCUAUCUUCCAGUUCCCAUUGAUUUCAAACCAGCUGCUAACAUCAAGAGGCCAGGCCACUUGGUGGCGCUCUCCAGGUGUCUUGGUGAUCCCCUAAAUAGUCAAACCACCAUUUAGGUUGUAAGCUCAUUUGGGCAGGGCCUUCUUCACCUACUGUUUCUUAUAUCAAGAAAUGUUGUAAGAAUUCUAUAUCCUGUUUAGCUAUUGUACAGCACUGCAGAAUAUGUUGGCACUAUAUGAAUAAUUGUAAUUGAUACUGGUUUGACACAAAGCUAGAAGAGAGGACCCAUAGCCUACUAGCAAUACAUCAGGCUAAGUGGUUAUGGUGCUUAGAAUGCCUCUUGAUAACGGUCCCAGUUAGAUGUAAAAUGCAGACAAUAAAAAUAAAAUUGACUUUCUUAGUGUAGUUCUCAUGAUUUUCUUAUAUAUAUAAUAUCAAUUACUGGUUCUUUAACAGCAGUAUUUUAUGUUGAUUAAUGUCUUAGACCUUUUAUUAAUUCGAAUUUUGCAUCAAAGGUGACAUUUUAUAUAAAAAGUAAUUGUACUGAAUUUGUUUUAUUGAAAAACAAGAUGUAAAGGGCAGUGUUUGAAUUCUACAACACAACCUCAUGUGUUAACCUGUAAGAAAUGAAGUUAUUUUCUUCAAGUUUCUAAGCGCAGUUUAUGUUUGUGCCAGUAAGCUAUUCAGUAACGUUGUAACGGUAACAUUUCUACACAGUUUGCUCAUAUUUGAAACUUAUUAACUGCAUUCAAGAAACCGGGUAGUGGGCAGACUCAUUUAAAACCUGUGAAGGGCAGGCAGAUGUUUAUGCAGGUGGUGGUCAUUGAACACAGUGAGAGGCAGAAUCAUUUCAGCUCUUCUCCUGCCGAUUCCCCUUUUGUUUAUCAUUGUGGAACGAACAUUAGCUCCCAGGGCCUAACUUAUUCAGCGCUACCUAAAAUAAUAACUCUUUGAUUGCAGUCAACCUAAAGUGGCUCAAGCACUUAUUAGCAUGUACGGACCUAUGUAAAUUAUUAUUAUUAUUUUUAUUAUGCAAAAAGUACAUUUGAUUGAUUUUAAUGCACAAAUUCCACAGGGGGUCAUUUGAAGCUUGUGCUGAGUAAGUGGACAUGUGGAUUAAAAGCCUUAUUUUGGGCAUUUAAACAGAUCUAAUUAACGUCAUCAUUUUUUUUUCUUCUCACAAAGUGCAAUUUGGAAGCAAUCAGUCCAAAUGUAACAGUCAGCUUGAAUCUACCAGCCAAUGGCUCUCCACUUCAGGAUAUCCUGGUCCAUCCCUGUGUGACUUCCGUCGACUCUUCCAUGUUAAUCUCAAGCAGUGUAGCUAUAGCUGAUGACUCUGCAUUCAAUGGACCUUACAAAUUACCAUUUGUGCCUCCCUUGGAUUUAUUCCAUUUGUGUUUCUACACAUCGCAGGUAAAUUACACAUCAUGAAAUAUUCUGAAAUACUACAAACAUGCAUAUUGCUAUGUGUUUAAUGCUUUACUGAUUAAAAAAAUAACACUAUUCUAAAAUGUAUUAUUAUUAUUCUAACCAAUGGCGAAAUCUUCUACUUAACCCCGUAAGGAUGGAGGCAUUAUUACAAGUUCUGAACCAAAACAAAACCUAGAAUUUGAGGUAUAUGCCUGUUCAUCCAUAAUUUACCUCUUUCAUAUUAAUAUGCACCUACAUAUAUUAUAUACGAUUUUGUUCAGGAAAAAUAAGACUUUCAUUUUACAUCAAAUAUUUAUAGAUAUGCCCCUUCUCGGUCUCUCCUCUUUGCUGGUGACCAUCUCCUGUCUGCUGCUCGCACCCUUACUGCUAACUCACACUUGCAGGACUUCUCGCAGGCUACCUGCCCACCACCAGACUCUCUAGUCUUCAAUCAUUUAUGAAAUCCCUCAAAACCCAUCUGUUCAGAAAUACUUAUGGCCUCCCAGAGUAACUUCUAUUUUAUAAACCUUCUCUUACUCCACUCUCACCUCCAAUUCUGCAACUUUCCCACCGUGUUUGCUGUCCCCCUCGAUGCCCUUCCUGUUGUGUUUUUAUACCCUACCUCCUCUAGACUAUAAGCUUGUUUGAGCAGGGCCCUCAUCAACCUAUUGUUCCUGUAACAUUUUAAUUGUAAUUGUCUCAUUUAUUGUAAUAAUGUUCUCCUUCAAUAUUUUAAAGUGCUGCGGGGUCAGUUGACACUAUAUAGAUAUCAAUAAUAAUAAUAAUAUAUGAAACAAGAUAAAAUGAAUCAAAUCUAAAAAAAAGUGUGAGAAAUUAAGACAUUGUGUUAUUUUCUAUCAAUACUUUGGUCUUAACUCUGUCAACUGGGGAAAAAUGUGAUGGCCCAAUGCUGACUGAUUAAGUAAAUUUGAUAACCAUUGAGAAAACAUCCCAUAAUAACAAUUGAGGCAAACUCCCAUGGUCAGUCACUCCUCUUUGGUCUGAUCAGUGUGUAUGUGUUUGUUAUAAGUGCUGGGAGAUACUGAAUCUGAUUCAACACACAGUGCAAAUCAAAUUCAGGGAAACCUAAAGGUAACUAAGACAUAGGAUUAGGGUUAGAUGAGGUUAUAGGCUCAGAAUAGUGAGAAUUAAAGGCAGGUACUGCAUUAACCUUAAAUUCAUUUUUAUCUUUCUUUUGACAGAUGAUCACUGCCUGAUAUAUUCUGCUGUACCUCCAUCAUUUAGACACUAAUACAGCAAUAUACUCCGUUAAAAUAUUACUAGAAUGACAGACACGUGAUAAAUUGCUUUUUAAAGACACUUUUUUUCAAGUCACCUAUUUUAAAGUGAAGCUUGCAUGUGAUAAAAAGUAAAGUGGGGUCGUUUCUGUACUUGGGUUUGUGUGGCAGAGUACAGAUUGGUGUUAUUUUCAACAGUAGCAUGUAUCAUCCGUGUUCUGUGUGUAUGUAAACACAAUUUAUAAUUAAUAGUAUAAAUCUGGCAGAGAUUGGUCAUACAAUGGCUGAAUGAAAAAUUACAAAAUACCGCAAGGGAUAUGCUUUAGUUAUCUACUUUUUGCAGUGGUUUUAUGUACCGCGGAAAUUUGCACUCAUAUUUUACCAUAUUCUGCUGACAUUCAGUUUUGAAAAGGCGACAUUUAACCAAUGACUAACAAAAUAGGUGAAAAUCAUAGAUUAUUGAUGUAUUCCCAAAAUCGUGCAUUUUGCAAGAUUCCGAACUUCUGAUUAAAAUAGACACAACAGUUGCAAAAAGCUUAAAGUAUAGUUUAAUUUUUUUGUUUUUUUGCUUAUUAUCUUCCUGCUAUAAUCACUGUUUUAUUCUGAGCGGUCCAGGAAAUAUAUAUUUGAGUAAUUAUGGAUUUCUCCAAAAUUAUGUCUUGUCAAUGGGUCAAGAUUAAUUUUCUCUUUAUAUAUACUUGACUGUGUGAAACCUUCAUCUAUAUGUAUCUGGCGUUGCAAAAACACUUUUUUAUUCUGAAUAUGUAUUUAAGGUACCAGUGCCUCCAAUUUUGGGAUUUUACCAGUUGACUGGAGAAGGGUGCCAAGUACAAAUAUCAGUGAAAUUAAAACUUCAUGAAAGCGUCAAAAAUGGGUUUGAGCACUGUGAAGCUCACAUACCGUUUUUCAACAAGUAAGUUAUUUAGAUUUUCUAAAAAUCAGCGUAUUGCUGUUGUAACGCUUGUUAUUAAGCUAUUAAAAAUAUUACUGUAUAUGGGGUAGGCAUACCCUAAAAUUUACAGGGUUUUUCACUAAAGUGAAAAUAGUCAAGAAUUCAAAGUGAAUUUACAUUUUUAGACCACCAAAAUGGCUGAACUGGAAGCAUAUUUGACUUGUAGAAUUUCUGCCAGUUUGGCUUCAUUGGCCUUAAAUUUGGAAUUCACUUGGAAUGCUCUGCAGUUCUCAAUUUGGUUAGAUAUAUUGUAUGUAGGUACAUGUGCUUCAGUUGUGUGGGUAAGACUGAUGCUUUGCUGCUUAACCCAUUGACAGAUUUAGUUAGCCAGGUUCAGUUGUAUGCACAGGGAACGGUGUGUAAUUUUACAGUGAUAAAGCAUUUUCCCAAACUCCAAGCAGUUUCGGGCACCCAGUGAGUUUUGAGGACAUUAUUAUGAAAUUAGUUGCAUGUGUCUAUGUAUAGUCAUGGUGGUGCUUAAAGAUGAUAUAUUACAUAAAAUAUUUAGCAAAUUAAAUUACAUUACAUAUUUUAGUUCUGGCACAACCAGGGCACACAAUGCAAAUGGGGAAGGGAAAUUAGAGAAAUCAAAACAUUGUUCCAUUUCUCCUCUUCUUUCUUUGCUCUCUAUGUGCUGUCUGCCAAGGGCAAAGCUUAUAAAGGCACACUGCCACCAUAAAGUUAAACAUGUUUAUGUGAUAAUGCCAUUUGAAACAUUUACACUUAUUCCUCCUCAGCUAAGAUUUUUGUUCUUCUUUUUUUGUACUUUUAGGGGUCACAUAAAGCAUUUUGACUACAAAGUUACUCAUGGUCAGCUCGAAUUGUCAAGAGAGAAGAGUCAUUUGGUUUGGAUUAUUGGUAAGUAUAUUUACCAUUAAGCGAGUAUGAAGCUAAUAUUAUUAGAAUUCUGUUAUUUUCUAAGGAGGCUCAUAUAAUGAUCAGUCUUUAUUUACUUACUCCUAUUGCAGCAAAGAAAACAAAUGUAAACAAAUUUAGACAUGUUGCACAUAAACGUAUAAUAUUGGGUUAGAAAGCAGAAUAGUCUAUAUAGGAGUAUAUAGCAGUUGCAGAAUGUUCUGGAGAGAUACAUGCGCACAUCUCUCUCUCGCUGAUUGGUUACUUCAACAUUCUGUUCAUCACGUUUACGUACACCAUGUCUAUUCAAAUUUGUUUAUUUUUUUGCCAAAAAUACGUAAAGAAAGAUUUGAGCAUCGGAAAAGUUUAAAUUAUACUUUUCUUUCCAGGACAAAAGUUUCCUAAAUCACUGGAAAUCUCCCUUUCUGGGACAGUAACUUUCAGUGCUGAAAAACAUCCGAAUGACCCUGUGGAUCCUAUCUGUGUUGGGAAUACAGCCUACGUUAAAGUACGUUGCAUACCCCUAACUAGAAAAUAAAUAUUGAUUUGUUCAAUUCCAGCUACCACUGCACUCUGUCAUUUCUUACGAAAUAUUUAAAUAGUGAAAUGUCUUUUCAGCUUUCUUUCCGAAUCCCUGAAUACACACUGACGGGAUGUUUUACAGACCAGCAUUGUAUCCAGUACUUCUCAAAUGUGAAGCCCAAAAUUUAUUCAUGUAAGUCAUUUUCAGUUAGUAUAUGUUAAGUGGGGAAAUGUACCUGUUUUCAGCAUCAGCGAUAUUUAUUGAAUUGUGUAGUGUCGGAAACUGAUAUAAAUCCUCAAUAGCUGAAUUGUCUGUUAUACGUAAAGUGUUACAUUCUAUAGUCAGUUCCUGUUAAAUCAUGGUGUAUUUGGGUAACCCUGUGUGUUUCGGCUAUGUAAUAGACAAACAGCUGUCAAUACCAGUUUGGCUACCUUUAGGUGGAGCCUGCUGUAAGUGGCUUUGUCAUUGGAAAUGUCCUUUGUGCCAUCUAUUCUGCUAGUAAGCUUUAUUAGUGUGAUUGUGACAUGGCUAAAAAUGUUUAUAUGCUGCACAUUGAGCCAUAUUUAGAAAAAAUAGAACAAUAAACUGAAUUGUGACUUAAGUGUCUUCCUACCUAUUCAAAAACAAAAAGUUACCAUGCCUCCAUAGCUGUGCCAAAACCGAAAGGAACCUAAGACUUUCAGUUGUAGUGUAUAACAAUUGUCUUGUAAUCAUUCAGUUUGUAAAUCAACGUAUUGCACAACAAUGCCCUCCCAUGAUGUUCUUGGCAUUAUUUCUCCUAAAGAAAACAAAAAAACACCCAAUGUGUGAGUAAAAACCAAGUGGAUCAUAUGUUUAAUGUUAUAAAUAAUUCCACUGUGUGUGGAUAAUUCUGUAUUUUAUUGGUCUUUGAAUAAAGGAAAAUAGAAAUUGUAUUAAUGACAGGAGGCGAAAAAUUAUGCAUUAUACUUUUUUACUACUGUUCAGUUGCAAACGGUUUUAGAAAAAAACUUAAAAGUCAGUUGAAAUGUAAAAAAAUAGUCUAUAAAAAGUGCUGUCACAGUUGUUUAACUUCACAUAAAGGUAAGUAUCCCUUUAAUAACAAUUGAAAGUUAUGUGCCGUGUAUUAAUACAUUUUACACUGAUCAGCCACAACAAUAAAACCAAUGACAGGUGAAGAUAUACAUUGGUUAUAUCGUUACAAGUAUAGCAAGUGUGUUAAAAAAUGAUAAGCUUAGAGUCAUGUCUACAAAUGCUCGCAGUUUAGGGAAUAAGAUCCAUGAACUUGUGGCAAUAAUGGCAACUGAUAGUGUAGAUUUAGUCGCUGUUACUGAGACAUGGUACAAUGAGAAAAAUGACUGGGACAUAGCAAUACCAGGGUACUCUUUAUAUAGGAAAGAUAGGGAAGGCAAGAAAGGGGGAGGGGUGGCCUUGUAUGUGAAGGAUAGCAUAAAAUCUAGCCUAAUAAAAGUUAGUGAGGCAAACAUAGAGUCCGUUUGGGCUACGUUAGAAUUUGGUAAUCACACAGUAACUCGUGUAGGUGUGAUUUAUAGGCCCCCAGGACAAAUUGAAGAGUUAGAUAAUCUACUAGUUGAGGAAAUAGCUAAAAUGACAAUGAAGGGGGAAGUUAUCAUCAUGGGUGACUUUAAUCUUCCUGAUGUAAAUUGGAAAACAAAAUUAGCUACUUGUGCCAGGAGCACACAUAUUCUAAACUCCCUACUGGGAUUGUCUCUAAAACAAGUUGUUGAGGAGCCAACUCGUAAAGAGGCCAUACUAGAUUUAGUGUUAACAAAUGGAGAUUUGGUAUCAGAUGUUACUGUAGGUGAAAGUUUAGGAUCCAGUGAUCAUCAGUCAGUGUGGUUUAUUAUAAGAACAGUGACUGAGUCACACCACACAAAAACAAAAGUUUUAGACUUUAGAAAAACAGACUUUUCUAAAAUUAGAAUAUGGGUAGAGGAGUCAUUAUCAGACUGGAGCAAUUUAAAUGGAGUCCAAGAAAAAUGGGAUUAUUUAAAAGUUGCACUAUUGAAGGCAACAGAAAAUUGCAUUAGGCUUGUCAGUAAAAGCAAAAAAUACAAGAAACCACUGUGGUACUCCGCAGAUGUGGCCAAAAUAGUUAAAAACAAAAAGUUAGCAUUUAGGAAUUAUAAAAAAACCCAGAGUGAGGGAGACAAAAUGAUCUAUAAGAUUAGGCAGAAAGAGGCUAAGCAAGUUAUAAGAGCUUCCAAAUCACACACAGAAGAGAAAAUAGCACAGUCAGUAAAAAAGGGGGAUAAAACAUUUUUUAGAUACAUAAAUGAGAAAAGAAAAGUAAAACAAGGAUUAGUUAGAUUAAAAACAAAAGAAGGAAGGUAUGUAGAAGAGGAUAAAGGUCAGGCUGACUGCCUCAAUGAAUAUUUUGUUCUGUAUUUACAGAAGAAAAUGAAGGAAAGGGACCUCAGUUGAGAAAAAGGAUAAAUGAGUCAUUUAUUACACGUGAGUUUACAGAGGAAGAGGUUCUAUUUCAACUGUCAAAAGUAAAGACAAAUAAGUCAAUGGGACCUGAUGGAAUACACCCAAAGCUAUUAAAAGAGCUUAGUGGUGUACUAGCAAAACCAUUAACAGAUUUAUUUAACCAAUCAUUGUUAACAGGAGUAGUCCCAGAAGAUUGGAAGUUAGCGAAUGUUGUGCCCAUUUACAAGAAAGGUAAUAGGGAGGAGUCGGGCAACUAUAGGCCAGUAAGCCUUACUUCAGUAGUAGGGAAAGUGAUGGAAACCAUGUUAAAGGAUAGGAUUGAUGAACAUCUAAAACACAUGGAUUUCAAGAUCAGAGACAACAUGGGUUUACUUCAGGGAGACCAUGCCAAACUAAUCUUAUUGAUUUUUUUGAUUGGGUAACUAAAAUUAUAGAUCAGGGUGGUGCAGUAGACAUUGCUUACCUAGAUUUCAGUAAGGCUUUUGACACUGUUGCACAUAGAAGGCUUAUCAAUAAACUGCAAUCUUUAAGUUUGGAUUCCAAUAUUGUUGAAUGGAUAAGGCAGUGGCUGAGUGACAGGCAACAGAGGGUUGUGGUUAAUGGAAUAUAUUCGAAGCUUGGACUUGUCACCAGUGGGGUACCUCAGGGAUCUGUACUUGGACCCAUUCUCUUUAAUAUUUUUAUUAGUGAUAUGGCAGAAGGUCUUGAUGGUAAGGUAUGUCUUUUUGCUGAUGAUACUAAGAUAUGUAACAGGGUUGAUGUUCCAGGAGGGAUAAGCCAAAUGACAAAUGAUUUAGUUAAACUAGAAAAAUGGUCAGAAUUGUGGCAACUGACAUUUAAUGUGGAUAAGUGCAAGAUAAUGCAUCUUGGACGUAAAAACCCAAGGGCAGAGUACAGAAUAUUUGAUAUAGAGUCCUAACUUCAACAUCUGAGGAAAGGGAUUUAGGGGUGGUUAUUUCUGAUGACAAAAGGUAGGCAGACACUGUAAUAGAGCAGCAGAAAAUGCUAGCAGAAUGCUUGGUUGUAUAGGGAGAGGUAUUAGCAGUAGAAAGAGGGAAGUGCUCAUGCCAUUGUACAGAACACUGGUGAGACCUCACUUGGAGUAUUGUAUACAGUACUGGAGACCGUAUCUUCAGAAGGAUAUUGAUACCUUAGAGAGGGUUCAGAGAAGGGCUACUAAACAGGUUCAUGGAUUAUGGGAUAAAACUUACCAGGAAAGGUUAAAGGAUCUUAACAUGUAUAGCUUGGAGGAAAGACGAGACAGGGGGGAUAUGAUAGAAACAUUUAAAUAUAUAAAGGAAUCAACACAGUAAAGGAGGAGACUAUAUUUAAAAGAAGAAAAACUACCACAACAAGAGGACAUAGUCUUAAAUUAGAGGGACAAAGGUUUAAAAAAUAAUAUCAGGAAGUAUUACUUUACUGAGAGGGUAGUGGAUGCAUGGAAUAGCCUUCCAGCUGAAGUGGUAGAGGUUAACACAGUAAAGGAGCUUAAGCAUGCAUGGGAUAGGCAUAAGGCUAUCCUAACUAUAAGAUAAGGCUAGGGACUAAUGAAAGUUUUUAGAAAAUUGGGCAGACUAGAUGGGCCGAAUGGUUCUUAUCUGCCGUCACAUUCUAUGUUUCUAUGUUUCUAUGUUACAAUGGUACUUGUCAAGGGGUGAGAUAUUAGGCAGAAAGUGAACAGUCAGUUCUUGAAUUUCAUGUGUUGGAAGCAGAAAAAAUGGGCAAGUGAAAACAUCUGAGUUACUUUAACAAGGUGCCAAAUAUUGAUGGCUAGAAGACUGGGCCAGAGUAUCUCCAAGCGGCAAGUCUUGUGGGGUGUUCUCGGUAUGCAAUGAUUAGUACCUACCAUAAUGGUGCAAAGAUAUGCCUCUCCCUUGACCUCUGAUUCUCCACCUGUAACUAACAGUUAAGAUACCAGUGGAUUACCUCUCCCUUAUCUGAUUUUUUUACCAGUAGUUUUGUAAAUACAAUAUAGAUCAUGUUUAAAAAAAAUAAAAAUAUAUUGAAUAAAGCAAAUCCAGGGAUUCUGAUCCUCCUUAAGUGAUAACUGCUUCUGGUAGGAAGUGGCUGAAUACAGCCAAUGCUUUGCACUUGUGCAGUGUUUCCAGUUACUGAAUGUUCCUCAAAGCUCUUGUCUCCAUGUUUGGCAUGCACGUCUGUCUCCAAUUCAUUCAGACACAUGUACUGCAGUGAGCAUUUUAAUAAUAAUGCCAAAGAAAUCCUGGAUACUUUACUUUAUAUUUUGAAUGAUAGUGAAUAUAGUGCGUAGAAUGCUAGUGACUUUAGGGCGUAGGAUGCUAGUGAAUAUAGUGCGUAGAAUGCUAGUGAAUAUAGUGCGUAGAAUGCUAGUGAAUAUAGUGCGUAGAAUGCUAGUGAAUAUAGUGUGUAAAAUGCUAGUGAAUAUAGUGCGUAGAAUGCUAGUGAAUAUAGUGUGUAGAAUGCUAGUGAGGAUAGUGCAUAGAAUGCUAGUGAAUAUAGUGUGUAAAAUGCUAGUGAAUAUAGUGUGUAGAAUGCUAGUGAGGAUAGUGCAUAGAAUGCUUGUGAAUAUAGUGCGUUGAAUGCUUGUGAAUAUAGUGUGUAAAAUGCUAGUGAAUAUAGUGCGUAGAAUGCUGGUGAGUAUAGUGCGUAGAAUGCUGGUGAGUAUAGUGCGUAGAAUGCUUGUGAAUAUAGUGCGUAGAAUGCUGGUGAGUAUAGUGCGUAGAAUGCUAGUGAAUAUAGUGCGUAGAAUGCUAGUGAAUAUAGUGCGUAGAACAGCCCUUUUAUCAGGAACAUCAUAAAUCAUCACUCUGUGUAUUAUAUAUAUUAUAUUUCUUUCUACUCAGGGUUUCUGCAGCUAAUUUCUGCUAAAUGAGGAUUGAACACAUUGUUUUAAUUGGGUUUUUUUCCCCUUCUUUUGCAGCUCGGGAACUUAUUUCCUCUGAUUACUAUAUUUGGAAUUCCAAAGCACCAGCACCAUUUGUAUCCAGAUCAUUUAUUACAUAGUCUGCACUUUCAUUUUCUGAAUUGUUUAAAAUAAACCACUUGGAGUAAAGUCCACAUUUGUAUUAUUGAUUACUAUGUGUUAUUUCUGCUUUUAUUGCACGUCUAUAUAUUAUUGUACUGUUUAAAUGCUUUCUCUAUAUUAAGGAUCUAUAUACUAUUCAGCACUUUUGAUUCUGAUCUGCCAGUUGUAGGAUGUUAACAUUUAUUUUAUUUUAUUUUUAAAUAAUUCUUUUUUAUUUUUUUUAUUUUUUUUAUUAUUACAUAAUUCCUGAAAUUACUUUAAAUGGAAAUGAUGUAUCAUUGGAGGAAAUCCAAAAAUGUAGGCAGUGGAAUCACUUGCUAAUGCAGUCAUUCCAUUAUUCCAUUUUAACAUUUCAACAGAAAUGAUAUUUUUCCAUCUACACUAUGGUUUGACACAAGCUGAGUUGGGGACUACAUUGAGAAGUGGUGAUUUUGGAGCUUAUAGUGCCCCUUAAACAUUUUGUAUUUUGAAAUUUGCUUAAUCUUUUCUUUCACACAAAUUUCGUUAAAAAUGAGUGCCUUUUGUACUUUUUUUUUCCUCCUGAUAAAUAUCAUCACAGAAUUAAACAUCUGGUCAAAUCCUCAGCCUGUUGAAUAACUUGUAUUUUGUUAUGGCCUCAUUGCAUUUACUAUCAAUGAACAAUGAACACUCUCUAGCCUCUAGCAGAUCCAAAAAUACCUAUAGGAAAUGAACUUUUUUAGUAAGAUCUCCC